Teleopsis dalmanni is the source of this 6877-nucleotide messenger RNA. RefSeq names its product Golgi-specific brefeldin A-resistance guanine nucleotide exchange factor 1 (gene garz). NCBI's taxonomy places the organism in Eukaryota, Metazoa, Arthropoda, Insecta, Diptera, Diopsidae. Gene Ontology annotation, biological process: regulation of ARF protein signal transduction. Gene Ontology annotation, molecular function: guanyl-nucleotide exchange factor activity. The transcript has 11 exons. Bases 402 to 6779 code for a protein of 2125 amino acids. The record is from RefSeq and is a predicted model, not a curated record.
AUAGUUAUAACCGAAUAUCUAAAAAAUAAACAUGUACAUAACACUUCUUUGUAUGAAUAACUGAUUUAUUACAAUUGUACAUGCUGAAGACCCUGUAAGACAAAAUAUUGCCAAUAAUGCAGUAUUGCCACUUAUUUGAAAAUAAUCAUCAGCUGUCAUAAGUUUAAUUAAGAAACGUCAUCACUUAUUUGUCUAUUUCCUCUAAAUAAAAUAAAAAAUACAAUUUUUUUGGAUAUAAAUAAUAAAUUUUUGUGUUGAAAUGUCUGGAAACAAUAUGUAAAUAACAUAAAAGAUAUAAAAACCAUCAGUACAAAGAGUUCUCGAAAAGUAGAAUACAUAAUUGGGCUGCACCAACAAGCUGUGUGGCGUAUAGGUAAAUAGAAAAAGUCCACAUCAUUAAUAUGUCUUUACCAGGGAAUGGAAUUUUUGUUGUGCGUGGAGAAAUGUCCACGUUAAUAACGGCUAUGCGUCGAGGAUCUAGAUGGAAUUCAGCUGCUUAUUUGGACGAUGAAAAAGAUGGUAUUAUGAAACUUUUUAUGGAACUAAGGGAAGUACUUAAUCGCGUAGAAGAUCUUCGAUUGAUUGAACCUAAUAUUUAUUUAUCACCGUUCCUAGAAGUUAUACGCACUGAUGAAACAACAGGUGCAGUUACAAGCUUAGCUUUAGCAUCCAUUAAUAAGUUUCUAUCAUAUGGAUUACUUGAUCCAACGUCCCCAAGUCUUGCGGCUACUGUUGAAAAUAUAGUUGAUGCUGUUACGCAUGCCAGAUUUAUGGGUACUGAUCAAUCAUCUGAUGGCGUUACUUUGUUUCGUGUUGUUGAAGUACUUCACACAUUAAUGCGGAGUCCAGAAGGAUCUGUUCUUACUAAUGAAGCUGUAUGUGAAGUUAUGCUAAGUUGUUUUAAAAUCUGCUUUGAACCACGGUUAAAUGAGUUACUGCGUCGUUCCGCAGAGCAAGCGCUUAAAGAUAUGGUAAUUUUGCUGUUCAUGCGUUUGCCACAAUUUUCUGCAGAUCGUAGUGACUCUAGUUUAAUAAAAAAAUUUCAAAUGAUGGCAGCUUCAAUGGAACAAAGCAAGAAGCAACGUAAAAAGCAACCCAAAAUACAACCGACAUCAAAUAUUCAACGUAGCAAUAGUCAACGUAGUAUUGAUCCAGAUAAAAAGCAACAGUCAAAUCUAAAUACGGAAACAGUGUCAGACGUGUCUCUUCCAAGUCCACAAUUGCUCAGUGUUGCUACGGCUAAAACAUUGCCACUUGCUACAACGCCAGCUACACCAGCUGGGAAUAUACUUGAUAUGCAAGGUAAAAUAACACAAACUCCUACAACAGCUCUAGAGAUCGCUGAUAAUGAUGUAUGUAAUGGAGUAGUGGUUACACCAUUUGUACCUCAGGAAGACAAUAUGGAUAGUAAAACAUCCACUAUUGAAACAUCGAAUUUACAAACAACUGUGGAUUCACAACAAUCAAAUAUGCAAGGAAGUAGUGAAUAUGUAAAUUCCGUGGGUGUACGUUUCACACAGCAAAAUUCACUUGAUGCCUCGGACAUAGGUCAUUUAGUACCUUAUGGUUUACCAUGCAUACAAGAGCUUUUCCGUUUUUUAAUAAUGCUAUGUAAUCCUUUGGAUAAACAAAAUACGGAUACAAUGAUGCACAUGGGUCUUAGUUUGCUCACUGUUGCUUUUGAAGUUGGUGCCGAUAACAUUGGCAAAUAUGAUACUUUGCUUGAAUUAGUGAAAGAUGACUUAAGCCGGAAUUUAAUAAGCUUAUUAAAAUCAGAGCGUGUGACAAUUUUUGCUGCUGAUUUACAAUUGUGCUUUUUAUUGUUUGAGUCGCUUCGUGGUCAUUUAAAAUUCCAAUUAGAAGCCUAUCUUAAAAAAUUAUCCGAAAUUAUUGCAAGUGAUAAUCCUAAAACUCCAUAUGAAAUGCGGGAACUAGCGCUAGACAAUUUAUUGCAGCUAUGGCGUAUACCAGGAUUUGUAGCUGAGCUCUAUAUAAACUAUGAUUGUGAUCUGUAUUGUACUGAUGUUUUCGAAGGUCUCACGAAUUUAUUGUCAAAAUAUACUCUUUCUGCAACUAAUGCAGUUUAUAGCACUCAUGUUAUAUCUAUGGAUACAUUGCUCUCAGUCAUUGAAAAUAUUGAACGCAAUUGCAUUGCUGCGAAAAAUUCAGACAAUCAAAAUAAUAGCAUUGUUCCUGUACAACCAACGAAUCGUCAUUCUCGACAGAACUCUGGCUUGGAUGGUAUCGUAAUUGAAACACCGAACGGCACAGUUAACGAAGAUUGCAAAGUAGUCAUUGAAAAUAUAUCAAAAUUCAUUAAUAGUUCUACACGUUUACGCUUAAAUAGUAAUAAUGUAAAUGAAAUGUAUGUUACACAAGAACACUUAGCUGCAGUGAAGCAAAAAAAACGUGUACUUACACAAGGUACCGAACUUUUUAAUCAACGACCAGAUAAAGGUAUACAAUUUUUGCAAGAAAAUGGUAUCUUAAAUUCUCAAUUGGACCCAAGAGAAAUAUCUUUAUUUUUAAGAGAGAAUUCAGGGCUAGAUAAAAAAAUGAUUGGUGAAUAUAUAUCGAAAAAGAAAAAUGUGGAUUCAAAAAUAUUAAUGAAUUUUGUGGAUUCUUUUGAUUUUGUGGGACUUCGUAUUGAUGAAGCUUUACGUCUGUAUUUGGAAACGUUUCGGUUGCCUGGAGAGGCGCCGUUAAUUUUUCUUGUACUCGAACAUUUUGCUGAUCAUUGGCAUAAACAAAAUGGUGAACCAUUGGUUAAUACAGAUGCCGCAUUUCGCUUGGCAUAUGCUAUAAUAAUGUUAAAUAUGGAUCAGCAUAAUUCUAAUGCGAAACGUCUUAAUGUACCAAUGGAAGAAAAGGAUUUUGUGAAAAAUUUACGUGGAUUAAACGGUGGUUCUGAUUUUGACCAGGAUAUGUUAACAGCUAUAUUUAAUGCAAUUAAAAAUGAAGAAAUCGUUAUGCCAGCAGAGCAAACGGGUAUAGUUCGGGAGAACUAUUUGUGGAAAGUUUUACUGCGUAGAGGUGUUGGAGCUGAUGGUUGUUUUAACUAUGUAGAAAAUUCAGCUUAUGAUCUGGAACUUUUUAACAUCAUUUGGGGAGCAUCACUAAGUGCGUUGAGCUUUAUGUUUGAUAAAAGUAGUGAACAUGGUUAUCAACAUACACUCACAGGUUUUACAAAAUGUGCUGGUAUUUCUGCGUUUUAUAAUUUACAUGAAGACUUUGACGCACUAAUACUAACCCUUUGUAAGUUUACAACUCUUCUUAAUACGGUUCAAAUGGAUACUGUAACGCCAGCUUACAAUGAGAUUGUACAAGCUGUAAAUUUUGGCUUAAAUCCUAAAGCUCAGGCUGCAAUGAAAGCUGCGUUUGCAAUGGUACAUGAUUAUGGUGAUUGCUUGCGGGAAGGUUGGAAAAACAUACUGGAUAUAUUAUUGCAAUUGUUUAAAUUAAAACUACUGCCAAAAACAAUUAUGGAAGUCGAAGACUUUUGCGAAGAAAAUGGCAAAGCUCAACUAAUACUUGAGAAGCCAAGCCAAAAACAAGAAGCUGGACUAUUUUCUAGUCUUUAUUCAUAUUUGUCUUCAGAAGGACAACGUGAGCCAUCAACUGAAGAGCAGGAAUUUAUAAAAAUUGGAAGAAAGUGUAUAAAAGAAUGUCAACUUGAGCAAAUGAUACAAGAAUCUAAAUUUGUACAGUUAGAAUCCUUGCAAGAAUUAAUUAACAAUAUUCUAGCAUUGCUAAAGGCACCGAAUGCACACAAAUCUGUUGGAUUGCCAUACAGUGAAGAUAUAGUUGUCUUUUGGAUGGAAUUUCUUGUAAAAAUUGUUAUACAAAAUCGAGAUAGAAUGAUUACAUUGUGGCCAAAUAUUCGAGAUCAAAUGUAUCUCCUGCUUAUGGGUGGAUCAUCUUGCGGUUAUGAUUAUUUAUUGAACAGAAGUAUUGUAGCAGUUCUCAAACUUGCUAUUUAUCUAAUGCGAAAUGAAGAACUCUGUCCAAUUGUGUUACAGUCAUUAAAAAUGUUGCUUAUGCUGAAACCGUCUGUUGUUUUACGUAUUUCAAAACAAAUAUCAAUAGGCAUUUAUGAGCUAUUAAAAACUUCUGCCCAAAAUAUUCACUCAGAACAGGAUUGGCAAAUUAUUUUCACUAUUUUGGAAUGUGUGGGUGCGGGUGCUGUACCCCCAGAAUUUGAAGACACUACUUUACCAACGCCAAAUGUCACCGGCGCUAAAUCGGACGGUGCUUUAAGUAGUGAAGAAGACUCUGGUAUAAAUGACCGUGGUUACAUAUCCGACACUGAAAUCGCUAGCAAGAAUCAUCAACAACAACAAUUACCAUCUAAUAACACUUCAUCAUUUCCUUCUAGUCCAACAGCUGAGAACUGGAUUCUUGUAAAUAAAGAAACAGAUUUAACGAAUUUAUCGCGACCACAAUCACCACUUACAGCUGGUUCAUCAAUGAAAGCACAAUCUUCCCUCGUUUUUAACUGCAAACUUAUAGAACAUUCACCCUUUGCAUUACUUAAGUGUUGGGAUUCUUUAUCUUUUAUUGUACGCAAUGUUGCCCACAUCACACCCUAUAAUUUUGAAUCAUGUGUGCGUUGCAUACGAACCUUUGUCGAAGCAUGCCGUGAUGGUGGCUUGCGUCAACGUCGUAAAUUUGAAGCUGCUAAAGCGAAUGCUGCUCAUCAGAAAAAGAAAACAUCAGCGAAACGUUCAGAACGUGAAAAUCAACGAAAACUUUCUGGAAUUGAAAACCUUGGUGGUGAUGCACAAUACAGACCGGAGGAUGAUGAUUUAGUGCAACGUUAUGAAACAUUAUCCAUACAAUUGCUUGAUCUUAUGUAUACAUUAUACACACGUACAGCACAGAUCUUUCGUUGGUGGGCUGAAGAAGGGGGAGCAAUUCCUCAAUGUUCAGCAUUAUGGGCACAAGGUUGGUGUCCACUUUUGCAAGGUAUUGCACGCUUGGCUAUGGAUCGUCGGCGAGAAGUACGUACUUAUGCUAUAUCGUGCUUACAGCAACGUGCUUUAUUGGUUCACGAUCUGCAAACACUGUCAGGGGCAGAGUGGGCUUCGUGCUUUAAGCAAGUAUUAUUUCCACUGCUAAACGAAGUGUUGCCGGAAAGUACUUCUGUAACAAAUUUAGAACCGAUGUUGCUCGAAGAAUCACGCAUACGGACCGCAACGAUAAUGUCAAAAGUAUUUUUACAUCAUUUAACACCAUUAAUUGAAUUAGGCGAUGUAUUUAACGAACUUUGGAUUGAAAUACUUGGUUAUAUAGAAAAAUUUAUGCGUGUUGGUUCGGAUAUGUUGUCGGAGCAAAUGCAAGAAAUUUUAAAAAAUAUGCUUUUAGUUAUGCAUUCAGUACGUGUUUUUCAUAAUAAUGAUGGUACUUUAUUAGUGCCAUUAUGGGAACUAACGUGGCGGCGAAUUGGGGAGUUUUUGCCAAAUCUUAAAAACGAAUUAUUUCGAAAUGAAGAUAACCACGACCAAGUGAUAACGCGUACUGCUUCUGUGGUGGCUAUGGGUAAUAAUCUCAAUAAUAUCCUUACAACACCGUCAGUAACAAUUUUACCAAAAAAGGAGCAGCAACAGCAGCAGCAAAUAGCAAAAAACGAGCAAAUUGUUGAACAUUCACCUAUAGAAUUACUUACAUCACAGAUUACUGUAAAUUCUCCUGCUGAAUCUCCUCUACAUAGUAUACUUUUGCAGCCCCCAGGAAUGAAUAUUAUGCAGAGUGAUGAAGCACUGCUCUUAGGUCAAAAUGUGCCAUUGAUUCUAUCACAAAAGCAAGAACAAGAACAACAACAAUUACAGGCAACUGACAUAUCAUCGAUACCACUAUAUAAUAUUCCGAAUGAAAUAUCAUUUGCUUCAACUCCAAAGCUAUUAAAUCCUACCCCAAAACCUUUAUUAAAUGAAGUGAGACCAAUAAGUCCAACAGAAAUGAAAAAUGUUAUGCCAGAUUUAGUAAAUGAAGCUACAAAAAUUGGUACGGAAAACCUAAUAAGUACCCAAAAUGAACAAGUAUCAGAUCCAUUCAAACAAAAUGAAUUAAAUAAAUCAAAUUUAAUUACAAAUGUUGUAAAUGCAACAAUAAUAAAUAACACUAACAACAAUUAUUCAUUUGCUAUUGAAUUGCCUGAAACGCCACCAGUUACUUUAUACUAUGGUGGAGAAACAAAUAGUGAGCAACAUCGGACUCUAGAAAAUAUACAAUACACACCAGAACAGCAAACACUUCACACCAAUGAACAGCAACAUUUACAACAAUAUCAACAGUACUAUCAACAAUAUCAAGAGCAUUUAAUGCAGCAACAAAAACAAAUUACUGAAAAUGACAUAAAUACUAAUUCAGAUUCCCCUGGUUUAGCUGCGGCAACAAAUAAUCAACAUAAUGAAAAUACAACUGUGCCAAUUAGUCAUCUCUUAGUUGGUAAUCAAUAUCCCUCAUUAUCUAAAAUACCGACUUCAGCCAUUGUACACAGUUUUACACCUGUUUAUGUGCAAUCACAACUGACACAAUCGGGUGCCGACAUCUAUCAGGAAUAUGUACAAAAUCCAUAUAAUUUAACUCUACAACAACAUCAACACGAAAAACAACAAUUUACGACUGAACUUCAGCAGCAUCAGCAACAACAACAACAAUAUAAACAAAUGCAUAAAGCUGAAGAUUCUAUUUUUGAGACACCAGCAAAUUACUUUAGUUCUACCAUUGAUCCAAGUGCUAUACCGCCAGGUUCAGAAAUGCUAUAUGGGCAACCAUAAAAAUAAUAAGUUCAGUUGUACUGAAUCAUUUCCACGCUAAUUUUAUUUAUUAAUUAUGUGCAAAUAUUGUGGUGUUCUUUUAAAAUAUCAAUGUGUUA